This is a messenger RNA of Anisakis simplex (herring worm), 1107 nucleotides long. The record is from the annotation of a GenBank genome assembly. Lineage: Eukaryota; Metazoa; Nematoda; Chromadorea; Rhabditida; Anisakidae.
UUACACGCAAUCAAGCAGCUUCGAUGUGGCUUCACUCUAUACGACUCUACAAUUGGACCAAUCAUUGGUGGUGCUGGCCGAGUUCCGACUACUUAUCGUCGCAAACAUAGCAGUCAAGUCAACGCGGUUCUGGUAGGCAAUGUUACCUUAUCAGUUGAGGACUUAUGGUCACUUGAUGCGUUAGGAAUUACAUUGAAUGAUGGAUCUGUAACUGACGAUCAGCAUGCUAUGAACCAAUUUGAUUCCUCAAUUCAACGACUGCCUAACGGCCGCUAUAGCGUUUUUUGGCCAUGGAAAACCACACAACCCGACCUCUCCAUAAAUUUUGGUCUAUGUGUCGGAAGACUUCAAUCCUUACUACGAACGCUAUCUGCGAACCCCGAACAAAGAAUCAACUACCAAAAACUUAUUCAACAACAACUCGAUUCAUCAAUCAUAGAACGAGCUCCACUCCAACCAUCAGUACCCCAGAUUCAUUACAUUCCUCAUCAAGCAGUAUGGAAUGAACAAAAACGCAAAUUACGUAUCGUAUACGACGCAAGUUCAAGCGACUAUCUCCGACCACGAGCACAGUUAGCCCUCAGUAUGAAAGAAAAUGCUGAAAUGGAAGCUGAAUUUAACCCACACCCUCCAUCUACACGUCAGCAGUUCCUAGACGAAUGGCGAAAAUCAGAAGAGUAUCGGAACAAGUUCUGGAUAAUCUGGUCACGAGAAUAUCUCCAACUUCUUCGAGAGCGUGAACAACAGCUCCAUAAAGGACCAUACGCCCAAGAACGUCGCACUCCUAGAAUAGGAGAAGUUGUUCUACUGAACGAGCAAAACCGUCCUCGUUGCAUGUGGCGACUAGCUCGAAUCGUCGAAACGCCAGAAGGUUCGGGACAUGCGAUUCGGACAGCUCGAAUCAAAUUAGCAACCGGACGAACCCUAGUCCGUUCUAUCGCACAUCUAUAUCCGCUCGAAGUGACCCUUACGGACACUAUCGCGAACAACUCCACGCCGACUUCCAAAAAAACUCAAUUUGUAACUAGCUUACCAGAUCCGAACAUACAACAAUCAGAUGAUGAAGAUGAAGAACCAGAUAAUCACAGUGCAAUUACCUCGGAACCA